This is a messenger RNA of Echinococcus granulosus, 1683 nucleotides long. RefSeq lists its product as hypothetical. The transcript has 8 exons. The record is from RefSeq and is a predicted model, not a curated record. Bases 1 to 1683 code for a protein of 560 amino acids. Lineage: Eukaryota; Metazoa; Platyhelminthes; Cestoda; Cyclophyllidea; Taeniidae.
AUGCUGUCUCCCUCCGGUGCCUCGACCUCUGUUUCUAGCCGAAGCUCUGCACUGCCAAUUUCAAUCGGUGAUGACGAUGCAUUCUUCAGGAAGCACGUAAAUGUUCCAGCUUCUUGCAAAAUUAAAGUUGUUGUCGCCGAAUACCAUAAUGAGGCACUUACGUUUAUUCAUCGUUCCAUAGGAGCCAAAAGAAUUCCACUUGAUGGUCUUAAGUUGCUUCAUGUCGAUUCGCACCCAGAUUUGUGCAUUCCCAAUGUACCUUCGUCUGAAAUCAUUUCUCAACCCUAUGAAAUGCUGAAGCACAUUGAUAUCGAAAAUUGGAUUUUUCCCGCAAUUUUCGCAAAAUAUAUCAAUCAUGUCAUUUGGCUGCACCCUCCAUGGUCAAAUCAGUUAACUAACCGUCAUCCUACUCAGUAUUUUAUUGGCCAAUGCAAGUCGUCAGAGAAUUUGGCUGUGAACAUCCCGGAGCCCUACUUCUAUAACGAGGGCAUCUAUGCCCAUCGUAGUGAUAUGAAAUCGUUAGUCCCAUUUACUCUUACAGUAAGUACCAUACAUGAGUCGAACACAAUGUGCAGUGCUUGCACGGACAUCACCAGUGAGUUGAUCAAUGAGGCCUUUAUUUUGGAUGUCGAUCUGGAUGCAUUUUCUACCCAAGAUCCGUUUCGGGAAUUUUACAGUGCCGAACAGUUCGCACUGAUCGACAAGCUCUUCACGGCCCCUCGUCCUCCGCCACUGGGUCUGCAUCCAGGUACCCGCGAGGUGGAUGCGGCAACUGCAACGUCGGUGGAGGCGAAGGUCGUGUUCGAGAGUGCUAGUCUUGCCGCGAAGGUGGUUUGCGAUGAGCACAAGGCCCAUCUCUCCUCCCUGUGGCGCUGGAUGCGCACCCUGGCCACCGGCGCGCCGGCUGUGGACGAAGAAAGGGUGCCAUCGGUUUGCGAUCCUCACGAGUUGCUUGCCCUUGCCACCCUUCUCCUCUCUCUUGCACCGGAUACCUUCUCACCCCGUGUCCACGCCGCCAUCCAGACCACCCACGCUACUGCUCUUCGUUUGGUCCAACAACAUUCCGAUACCACCUCGAUGCCUCGCCUCGGGAUAAACGACGAUUUGUCGGAUCUGGAUGAGAUCGGCCAGUUGCGACUGUCUCACUGCAGCCUCUCAACAGAGAGCGGUAGUCCCGAGCCCCCAAAGGAGAAACAGCAGCGCGUGGAUUCAGAGGAUCUCAAUGAUAGCGAAAAGACAGAUGUGGCGAUGAUGGCUUGUCUCCACGAUUUAUGGAAGAGUCUGGCAGAUCGAGAGAACUAUCCCCUACCUCACCACGUCUCCACAGCUCAGGAACAGGGGGAGCUUGUGGCGGGACUGGAGAGUCUCUUGAACCGUCUACACAAUCCCUGCCUCAUCACGGUAGCUCGAUCGGUGGAGGAUGGUUACACACCGGCGGAACAAGUAGCUGACUUACAGAUGCAGUUCUUUGAGGCAUUGCGACGCAUCUAUGGAGUAGAGAUACUCUCUGUGGUGCUGGAUUACGAUGGAGCCGCUGAUGAUGCGCCAACCCUACGCUCAAUGGGCUUCGAGGUGGUAGAGGCACGAGGUGAGGCGCAGGUCACCUCAUCGUCGAGCCUUGGCGAAAGACACAUGCGCUGUCAGCCUUUAAACUAUCUCAACUUAGCUUUUACUUCUCUGUAA